Molecule: messenger RNA, 903 nt
Organism: Prorocentrum cordatum
Lineage: Eukaryota; Dinophyceae; Prorocentrales; Prorocentraceae
Source: the annotation of a GenBank genome assembly
CUGGGCCCAGUGCGCUGGCAGCCGCAGGGCUACUGGCAGGAACCGCUCGCGGCGCUGCUGCACAGGCCCACUACCCGCUGGACGCUCACAAACUCUGGCGCCGGCGCCGUCCGGUCUCUCGUCGCGGGUGCCACCUGGUCCCAGGCUCGACUGCACAGGUACGGCUACGCGGCCGACGGGCUAUGUCGACGAUGCUGGGCCGCGCCUGGCACAUCAGUUCACCGUUGCUGGCAGCGCGAGCCGUGCCAGCCCGAGCGGGAGCUGGCCUUGGAUGAGGCCUUGAUCGACGGGCUGCCACACAUCAUGCAGAAUGAUCCGCGCUGGGCGCGCCUGCUGGUUCCGCUGUCCUCGCUACCUGUUCCUCCUCCCCCUGACGACAGCGGCCGCUGGCACGCGCUGCUGGCAGCCCCAGGCUUCAUGGUCACCGGCCUCAUCUACGCCGACGGCUCCUGCCUGAAGCAUUGGAGCCGCCCGCAGGCCGCGAGAGCGGGCUGGGGUUUCGUUAUCCUCGAGAACUUCCAGGCCGUCGGCGGCUACUACGGCGCGGUGCCUGGGCCAGUCCAAUCUUCGCCCAGGGCCGAGCUCUGGGCGAUCAUUCAGGUCCUGCUAGUGGCCGUUCCGCCCUUCUGCAUCCACACGGACCACCUGGAGGUUAUCCUCGGCCUGGCGCGCGGGCGCGCGUGGGCACAUUGGCCCACGCGCUGGAAUCGCGAUCUGUGGGUGCAGCUGUGGGCCAAGUUGGAUGACCACGGCGGCCGCUCCUCGGACGUGCGCAUCGUUCACGUCCGUGGGCACCAGAGCGGCAACGACCAGCAUCGGCAUGGCAACGACUGGGCGGACGCGCUCGCUCGCUUGGGAUCGGGGCGCCACUGCUUCACGGACCGGCAGAAGGCGGAGUCCAAG